AAACGACGAAAUGGGGUCACGAGAAUAUCUCAACCAAUAGAAUCAUCGUAGUCAUUCUCCAUGUCCGCUUUAGGGUAAGCAGUUAGAUGCGCUCUGUCCUGUCACACAGCGUUUACACAAUUCCAACAAAGUCUUACAGUUGCCUGACAUAAAGAGCCAUUUCGGAGACAAGCAUCAUGGGAGAACCACAGCAGGUUAGCGCCCUGCCUCCUCCGCCUAUGCAGUACAUCAAGGAGUACACGGAUGAAAAUGUCUGCAAGGGUCUGGCACCUAAACCACCUCCACCUAUCAGAGACAGCUACAUGAUGUUUGGCAACCAGUUCCAGUGUGACGACCUGAUCAUUCGGCCUCUGGAGAGCCAAGGCAUCGAGAGGCUUCAUCCUGUGCAGUUUGACCAUAAACGUGAGCUCAAGAAGCUGAACAUGUCUAUCCUGGUGAACUUCCUUGACCUUCUGGACAUCCUCAUUAAGAGUCCUGGCAGUAUAAAGCGAGAAGAGAAGCUGGAGGACUUGAAACUUCUGUUUGUUCACAUGCAUCACCUGAUAAAUGAGUAUAGGCCACAUCAAGCCCGGGAGACGUUGAGGGUGAUGAUGGAGGUGCAAAAACGACAGAGACUUGAGACAGCAGAGCGGUUCCAAAAACACUUGGAGCGGGUGGUUGAGAUGAUCCAAGGCUGCCUUGCCUCCCUGCCCGAUGACUUACCACAGAUGGAGGAAUCUGACAGUGCUGGGAAUGGGACCAGGACUGUGGCUGCAGGGAGCAGUGUUGGCCCCUCUGGGCAGGGACCCAGGCUGAAAACAGAACCCAUGGAAGUCGAGGAAGCAGGAGCAAGUUGUAUGGCAGCUGCUCAUCAGAACAAGAGUGCAACUAUAGUAAAGCAGGACAAAACAUGGGACAAAGACGCUGCCAUGUGCAGUAUUAUUGAUAAAAUUGCAUAGGUUUUCUUUAGUGUGGACUUUUUUUGUAAACCUGAAUUGUAAAUGUUUUUAAAUAUGCUAUGUUGUCAUUGGACUUGAAUACCACUUUACUUUAGAAUUUAUUUUAUUUAAGAGUAUUGUUUCAUGGCCUCAGGAAAGACAUUUAUCCAUCCAUACAUACAUUUUCUGUAAUUAUUGUCCUGUGGAGGAAACAAAUAAUUACACAGGAAUAGGGUGGCCAACUUCCUUUUGUUUGUAAUAAAUCCAAUAAAGAUGUGUCCAGUUGCAAUGUCAAAAA
Nerophis lumbriciformis (worm pipefish) is the source of this 1215-nucleotide messenger RNA. It is a transcript of the gene med7, whose product is annotated as mediator complex subunit 7. NCBI's taxonomy places the organism in Eukaryota, Metazoa, Chordata, Actinopteri, Syngnathiformes, Syngnathidae. Gene Ontology annotation, molecular function: transcription coregulator activity. Gene Ontology annotation, biological process: regulation of transcription by RNA polymerase II. The record is from RefSeq and is a predicted model, not a curated record. Gene Ontology annotation, cellular component: mediator complex.